Chionomys nivalis (European snow vole) is the source of this 576-nucleotide messenger RNA. RefSeq names its product SEBOX homeobox (gene Sebox). The transcript is spliced from 3 exons. Gene Ontology annotation, molecular function: DNA binding. NCBI's taxonomy places the organism in Eukaryota, Metazoa, Chordata, Mammalia, Rodentia, Cricetidae. The record is from RefSeq and is a predicted model, not a curated record. Bases 1 to 576 code for a protein of 191 amino acids.
AUGGCCAGUCCUGUGGAAGCGGAAGCAUCUCCAGGCUGUGCCAGUGGGUUGGGUCCCCAUCGGAGAAAGAGGACCACUUUCAGUGUUGGGCAGUUGCUGGAGCUGGAACGGGUCUUUGCAGCUAGGCCCUAUCCUGACAUCAGUACCCGUGAGUACCUGGCCCAGGUAACUCACCUGCCUGAAGCCAAGAUUCAGGUGUGGUUCCAGAACCGCCGAGCCAAGAGAGUCAAGAACAGAAAGCCAGCAGCCCUAAACCCUAGGCUGAAGCUUCCUCGAAACACCUCUUCUCUUCCAGACACUCCUCAGCAACCCUGGGACCCUGGAACACCAGGCCAGCCUCUACACCCCACCAAUUCAGUUCAGCAGGCUUCAGCAGGCCCACAGACCUCCUGUGGAGCUCCCAGCUUGGGUCCAGGGCAGAGUCGAGCAGAGGCUAAAGCUGCAGCCCCAUGGGGACCAAGUGGGGCUUUAGGGGUUCACCCUUCUUUAGAGCAAAUUGUUCCUCAGACCUCACUGAGCAGCCUGUCUGACCUUAUCUAUACCUCAGCUGUUGUCACCAAUAGAGAUCACUCCUAA